Messenger RNA from Prorocentrum cordatum, 462 nucleotides. Lineage: Eukaryota; Dinophyceae; Prorocentrales; Prorocentraceae. The record is from the annotation of a GenBank genome assembly.
GCAGACGACGGCUGCGACGCGCCCGAAAAGUGGCCCAUGGGCGCCCGUGCCAUCGCAUCCGGAGAGAAGGGCGCCGGGUGCGCGAAGUGCGCCGGCUGCAUGCGCGCAAAGCCAGCCUUGGGAUCUCAUCGGGUAUCUUGCCUGGCGCCCGUUGGGCGCUUCAACGACGAGCUGGGCGUGGGCGGCCUCUACCUGCGGACCGUGAAGGGGGAGUCCUGCCAGUUCCUGUCCAUCGUCGAGGUAUCGACCGCCUGCCGCGUGGCGCGCUACCUCGAGGUCUGCUGGCCUGCUACUGUGGCCGAGGUCUACAGGGGGCCGUGGGCAGCUGCGCCGCCCAGUGUUGCCAGGCUCGAUCCCGACGGCAUGUUCUACACUGGGUUCCAGGAGGCCAUGGGCUCGAUGGGCAUCCGAGUCAAGGCCAAAAAUCCCAGCGGCAGAACGGCCGCGCUGAGCUGCGCGGAG